AUGGUGCAGUCGAUGCCGCCAGCAGCGCUCUGGGGCAAGAUGGCGUUAGGGGGCAAAGGGAAUGGGCUGUUCUUCAUUGGUUCCCAAGCCCCCGAUGUCCUGGGGGGCAGAAAACGAGGGAAGCGCUUUGGGGAAGUGGACCCCCAGGGCGGCCCAGUGGCGCCCCCAAACCCACACCGCGUCACGGAGGUCCGCAUGGUGCCGAGGGCCCCCUCUCGCCUCGCCAACACCCCUUACUUGCAGGCCUCGCACUUCCAGCUGGGCUUCGACCGGCGCCCCGAAGGCGCCACGGUGAUCUCGCCGUACCGUAUCGACUACCCCCCUCGGUGGGGCAGCUUCCGCAGCCAAGCCAUCCGGCCCCCCAAGUGUGCAGGGGUCCUGAACCAAGACAUGGACUGCUCCCCUUGGGACACCCGCUCGGAGACCUACCUCUCCUACCCUCCCCGGAGGCUGGAGGAGAGGGUGCCCGCCCACCCGCCCUCGCCCCACCUGAAGAUGCACAGAGACCCCCGGCAGGGCACCUUCACCUCCGUCACCAGGGACAGCUACCCCUACCCGCCGGCCCUGCCCCGCGAAGCCCCCCGCCGGGGGGACAAGUGGGACGACAGCGUCCCCAGCGGGGACAAGGAGAAGCAACCGCUGCCCGCUUCGCUCUACCAGCAAUCCUACCCAAGCCACGGGCGGACGGAGCCAGCCGUAAAGGCCCCGAGUCAGCACCUGGGAGGAAAGUCUCCCCUGAGAGGGGGCGGCUGCCCUGACUUCGGCACCACGUACCAGACUUACUACACGGGGAAAUGGGGGCCCCCCGCCGAAAAGCACUUUGACGAGAAUCUGGUGUCGGUCGUAUUUGGAGACCCCCGGUGCCAUCAGAUGCUGACCGAGCAAAAACGGGCGUACACCCCCAAGGAAUCUGACUGCCAGCGCUAUGACCCAGAGAGGGCAGCCGCCCAGGUCCGCCAGACGAAUAUCCAGCCAGGAGAUGGGAGGCAGGAUUUUACCACUGUCAUGUCUGAAGCGUAUCCCUGGAGGGACCCAGGACCAUUGCACAUCAUCAGUGAGAGAAAGAACGAGUCCUCCAUUCUCCGAGGAGAUCGGGACCCCGAGAGGAACAGGCAAAACGCCAAUACCACCAUCCACCGCUAUUACUACAGAGAGCCAAACCGGGAGGGGCCAGCAUCCCAGGCUGUCCCCAAACCCCGGAAAGACUUGACCUUGGGGGACAACCGCUAUUCCUACUUCUGCACCACGCAACACGACGACUAUCGCGAGCCCCCCGAGACCCGCAAAUUGGAUGUGAACAAGUGGAAGAUCAUGCGGAGCAACAUCCCUUUCAACUAUCCUGCCCCCGUAGGCCUCACCACUAGCACCCAGGACAUGCUGGUUCCUCACCAGCAGGCGAAGUACCAGGUCUCGGAGGAGGAGCUACAGAAGAUUAAGUAUUCCCACCUGGUCCACCCCUGGAAGGACUGCCGCUGGUUCAGCACAGAGCAGAAAGACGCCUACACCAACAAAUACGAGGGGCCCGUCAGCCUGGUGUUGGGGGACAACCAGAGAAGCAGCCUCCCCCUGGGGACCUUGCCAAACUAUUCCCUCCGGAAGACAAUCACCCAUGCAAACGUCUGCCUGACCGAAUAA
This is a messenger RNA of Zootoca vivipara (common lizard), 1635 nucleotides long. It is a transcript of the gene SAXO5, whose product is annotated as stabilizer of axonemal microtubules 5. The record is from RefSeq and is a predicted model, not a curated record. Lineage: Eukaryota; Metazoa; Chordata; Lepidosauria; Squamata; Lacertidae.